AUGCCGCCGAUGGCACAGAAUGAAAACAAUGUUUUCAUAUACAAAGGGAGUAAUUUUCUCAAACAACGUCUGUUACUUUCGACGCUCAGUGGAAAGCCGAUUGAGGUGCGUGAAAUACGAUCCCUAGAUGAAGCCAAUCCCGGUCUGCAGGGCUAUGAAGUGAGCUUGCUGCAGCUUUUUGACAAAAUCGCAAAUGGCUCACGGACCACAAUCGACCGAACCGGUUGUUCGUUCCGUUAUCAACCCGGCCUGCUGUCCGGUGGCACGUUUCAGCACGAUUGUGACCCCGGGCGAGGAAUCGGCUACUAUCUGGAUGUUCUGCUAGCACUGGGACCGUUCUGCAAGCAACCGCUUGCGGUCACGCUAACCGGAGUGACCAACAGCCGCGAAAGCCCAUCGGUGGAUCACAUUAAAGCUUCUGCGAUGGCCACAUUGAAACGAUUUCUACUGGUCGAUGAGGGACUCGAGCUAAGCAUUUUGAAACGCGGCAUGAUGCCCGGUGGCGGCGGUGAGAUUUUGUUUCGCUGUCCGGUUCGCAAGUCGAUAAAAGCGAUCCAAUGCACUAAGCAGGCGAUGGUCAAGCGGAUACGCGGAACAGCCUACUGCUGCAAAGUGAGCCCGGCGAUGGCUAAUCGAGCAGUCGAACACGCCAAAGGCGUGAUGCUCCAAUUUUUACCCGACGUCUACAUCAACACCGAUCAGCACAAGGGCAAGCGAUCUGGUAAUAGUCCCGGCUAUGGUAUCAAUCUUAUGGCUGAAAGUACCGACGGUGCUGUCUUUUCUGCGGAGGCGCUCUGCAAGACAAUGGAUCAGCCAGGCAACCCAUCGAUACCGGAAGAUGUGGGACGCGACGCAGCGCUACGGCUGUUGGAUGAGAUUUAUCGGGGCGGUUGUGUAGAAUCCACCUUUCAGUGGCUCGUGGCCCUCUACAUGGCACUAUCGCAGAAGGAUGUGUCCAAGUUUCUCACCGGUCCGUUGUCCCAGUACACCAUUUACUUUCUUCAGCAUUUGCGCGAGUUUUUCGGCAUCACAUUCAAGCUAGAGAACGCAACCGAUGCUGAGGAGGACGAAUCGGCCGGUGAUGAGCUUUCGGGUUCGAACAAAGUGGUGCUGACGUGUGUUGGCAUCGGAUACAAUAACUUUAGCCGACGUGUUAACUAAAUGGA
Anopheles cruzii is the source of this 1166-nucleotide messenger RNA. RefSeq names its product probable RNA 3'-terminal phosphate cyclase-like protein (gene Rtc1). The transcript is spliced from 3 exons. NCBI's taxonomy places the organism in Eukaryota, Metazoa, Arthropoda, Insecta, Diptera, Culicidae. The record is from RefSeq and is a predicted model, not a curated record. Gene Ontology annotation, biological process: ribosome biogenesis; endonucleolytic cleavage of tricistronic rRNA transcript (SSU-rRNA, 5.8S rRNA, LSU-rRNA). Gene Ontology annotation, molecular function: RNA endonuclease activity. The coding region runs from base 1 to 1161 and encodes 386 amino acids. Gene Ontology annotation, cellular component: nucleolus.